Trifolium pratense (red clover) is the source of this 1046-nucleotide messenger RNA. RefSeq names its product origin of replication complex subunit 6-like. Gene Ontology annotation, cellular component: nuclear origin of replication recognition complex. Lineage: Eukaryota; Viridiplantae; Streptophyta; Magnoliopsida; Fabales; Fabaceae. The transcript has 8 exons. The record is from RefSeq and is a predicted model, not a curated record. Gene Ontology annotation, biological process: DNA replication initiation; DNA replication. Bases 1 to 453 code for a protein of 150 amino acids.
AUGGAUGAAGUUGUUAGAACUUUGGAGAAGCUGCAAGUUCCUAAUUUGAAUGUAGGCAAUCUAAAGCAUGCUGAUGGACAAUCUCCAAACUUGCUGGCUAUUGAUGAAAAACGUUGGCCAAGAUUUUUUUUCUGUCAUCAUUAUGCGAAACAAAGUCCGGUGUUUAUGGCUGUUGCUUUUUAUAUAUGUGCAAAGAAACACAAGCUCAAAGUUGAUAAGAUUAAGCUAAUUGAACUCUGUGGUACAUCUGAAGCUGAAUUUUCCAGUGUUUCUACUACUAUGAAAGAUUUGUGCCAUGAUGUUUUUGGGGUAGCUAAAGAAAAGAAAGAUCCUAAAGAAGUUAAGACCAAUAGAGAUUUGCUUGAUGUCUUACCAAGCAAAAGAAAAGCUGAGGACGGUGGCUAUUUGUCUAUGAUGGAGCAGAGACAUCCUAUUCUUGAUAGCAAAGAUUGAUGUCGGUCGGUGAGUGACGACAGUUGAUUAAGACACCCUGGCUGCAUUUCUACCAGAUGACUGCCAAUUGGAUGUUCAUCGUACAAUUGCAUGUAUUGAAAAGGACCCUUGCCGACCUGGUGUCAAUGAUUCAGUACAGCUUUGCCAAAAAGCCGGGGUUAAGGUAAAGAUGGUCACGGGUGACAAUGUGAAAACUGCAAAGGCAAUUGCCGUGGAAUGUGGAAUACUUAGUUCACUUGCUGAUGCUAUUGAGAGAACUGUCAUUGAAGGCAAAACAUUUCGAGCCUUGUCAGAUUCAGAAAGAGAAGAAAUUGCGGACUAAGUAAAAGGUUUAUGGCGUUUGCGGAAUAAGUCGAAAUUUACUAAACUAAUGAAGGAGCACAUGGUCCACAACAAAAAGGAUGUCCGUGUUGGUUCCAAUUCAUGUGAUCCAAUUGAGCUUUAAUUUGUUUUUGUUGUUUUCGAUAUCAAUAUGUACUUACUUUAUUUUGUUUUAAUUGCGAUAUGAGACUAUUUCAGUUGCGAUGUAAACGAUGUCCCCCUUGAUUAAUUUCCGCAUGUUUAUGAUUAACUUCGUCGGCUCAUUACAUCCA